AUGACCCCCGCACGUGCUCUCCAUCUGGGGAAAUCUAUCAAGACCGCCUCUCGCGCGCAACGACUUUUCUCGACUUCGUUGCAACGAGAUGCUACCUGGGGAUUUAUUGGACUUGGUCGCAUGGGCUAUCCCAUGGCAAAGAAUCUACGCGCCAAAAUACCUGCGUCAGAUACCCUGAUCGUGCACGAUGUCAAUGAACAAGCUAUGCGCCAAUUCGUCGACGAGGCCAAGACAGCUAGCACCGGUCCUGUCGAGUUUACUGACAGCGCCAGAACAUUGGCUGAAAAAUCAACAAAUAUCAUCACCAGUCUCCCGCAGCCAGUCCAUGUUCGACACGUUUUCCACUCCAUCCUCAAGCCAGGUCCUCUCCCCCAGCUUGAACAAGAACGUCUCUUCAUCGACUGCUCCACCAUCGACCCCGUCACCUCUAAAGAAGUCGCCUACGCCGUCCAAGCGCCCAAGCAAGGCCGCUUCGUCGAUGCGCCUAUGUCCGGCGGUGUAGUUGCCGCCGAAGCCGGGACUCUUUCGUUCAUGUUCGGCGCCUCGUCCAAAACAGGUGCUCUGAUUGAGCGCGUCAAGUCCAUUCUCGCACUCAUGGGCAAGAAGACCUGGCAUUUGGGUGAGCAAGGAACGGGUGUGAGCGGCAAGUUGGCUAACAACUACAUCCUCGCAAUCAACAAUAUUGCCGUCGCCGAAGCCAUGAAUCUCGGUAUUCGAUGGGGAUUGGAUCCGAAAGUGCUAGCUGAGAUGAUUAAUUCCUCGACUGGUCGUUGCUGGCCUAGUGAAGUCAACAAUCCCGUUCCUGGCGUUGUUGAGAAGUCCCCCGCUAGCCGUGGUUACGAGGGCGGAUUUGGGAUUGGAUUGAUGCGCAAAGAUUUGAAGCUUGCGAUUGACGCCGCCCAAGAAUCAGGCGCGCCCUUGGAAUUGGCUGCUACUGCACGCGGUCUAUACGAGGCCGUUGAGGAUAUUCAUCCUGGAAAGGACUUUUCGGUUGUUUACAAGUACUUGAGCGAUAUUUCUCGUCGGUGA
This is a messenger RNA of Talaromyces amestolkiae, 1029 nucleotides long. RefSeq lists its product as uncharacterized. Gene Ontology annotation, biological process: L-valine catabolic process. Gene Ontology annotation, molecular function: NADP binding; 3-hydroxyisobutyrate dehydrogenase activity; NAD binding. The transcript has 3 exons. Bases 1 to 1029 code for a protein of 342 amino acids. The record is from RefSeq and is a predicted model, not a curated record. NCBI's taxonomy places the organism in Eukaryota, Fungi, Ascomycota, Eurotiomycetes, Eurotiales, Trichocomaceae. Gene Ontology annotation, cellular component: mitochondrion.